Messenger RNA from Vitrella brassicaformis, 2157 nucleotides. The record is from the annotation of a GenBank genome assembly. Lineage: Eukaryota; Vitrellaceae.
AUCCACUUCGGGUUCGUGAGUGCAUCACCAUGCAUCAGAAAUUCUCACACAAGCGCUAUCUAGCACUUAACCAGGCCGUCCAUGAGUGAAAAAUGGUGCAACACACCCACGCGCACACACCCACCCACACACACACAGAGAGAGAGAGAGAGAGAGAAAGAAAAGGGUCGGGUUGGCCAGUCAGUGUCAGUGAGGCAAGGAACGCAACUUCAUUUGCAAAACUCGGCACGGCUCAUGCAGGGGGGUAUGUUAUGUACACGCAGAUCAACUGCUGUCUGACUGUCUGUCUGUCUUGCUGUCGGUCUGUCUGUGUGCGGCUCGGGUGCGGUGCGAGUGAGGUUCAUCGGCCCUCGCCCUCGCACUUCUGUCCUGCCAGUGUGAGAUCACCAGCAGGAAAUCAGUAACGAGACCAAGGCCCAUGACCCCCCCAGCCACCAGCCAGCAACACUUACACGCAAACACUCACAGGCGCCGCCAACAACCACAACGACACCUCACUUAGGCACACAUGUUUUCCCUCCACCAUGUUCUCUCUGUCGAGUGGGCUGCGCCUUUCACCCAUGACUCGCACCGGACCGCCAGAAGCCAUAUGUGUCAGCUUCGAGCAGUCCAGUAUGAGGGCCAAGUGAAAAGCACGCAGCCCCCAACGACAUUCGAACACACACCCGCACCAAGAUAAUGAAGGCCGAUCGCGCCCCCUUGCUCAUAACGUCUAUCUGAGGAAGAGGGGGGCGAAGAGAAUGAGGCCAAGGAUCAGAAAGAGGAUGAUCAUGCACACGAAACGCUGAUCACACACACACACACACAAACACACAAGAAUGGAUGAAGUGGGUGAGGUCACUCGUCGUGUGGAUGGUUGGUUACCUUGGUGACGGCGUUCUGAAACUUCCUCGCUGUGAUGAGCUCCUGCGUCGCAUCAUCUGAAACACAUUCACCCACACACACGAGGGAGAGACUGACCGCCUGCCACACACCCCCAUGCCGCCCUGGCUCUCACCAGUGUAGUCCUUAGCGCUGGACACGUUGUGCUCGAUCUGGUCGAUGAGGUCGCCCUGCGUCUCCACAUACGCCGCCAGGUCGGUGUACAGGCGCUGGAUGUCACCCACACCUGACAGACAGACGGACACACACGGACACAUGGGGGUGGUAAGCUCUGUUUGUAUGUGUGUGUGUGUGGGUGGCCCUACUUCUUUGCAGCUUCUGUAGGUCGUUGUAGGUGUCCUGCAGGUCCUGCAGCUCGUCUAUCGCCGCCUGGGCAGUCUCAUGACCCUGUCAGUCAAACACACCCACCAUGAGCCACACAUGCGACGUUAGCUCAUGUGUGGUCGGCCGGUGUCAUUGCUCACCCCCGAUAUCCUCCCCCUGAUGGCCGCCGAUGCGCUCUGCACGCCGCCGUCCGCCUCCAUCAGGGCCUCUAUCUCGCGAUCUGUCGCCUCAGGAUACGCUGAACCACCACACACACACACACGGACACCCAUGGCCCCCAUUCCACCGAGUCAGUCGCUGUCUGUCUUUAUCACUUACCGAGCCUGACUUGGCGUAUGACCUUGGCGCGCACGUCGCGUUGGUACUCGGACUGCGCCUGCUGGUGGUCUGCCAGGUGUGACCUGAACUUGCGAGUGAGGUUCUGGUAGAGGUUGAUGCGGAUCCGUGUCUCCGACGAGUGCGGCUGCGCCUCGCGCACCGCCUCGUUCUCCAGCCGCAUGGCCUCCAGCAGCCGGCGGAUAGACACAGACUGCUGACUCGCCUCGCUCAACAGACUGUUCAGCUGCUGGCUCACCGCUGCGACACAAACCACCACCACCAAGACAAGACACACAUGAGCUGUCUCGCUUGCCCAUCCUGCCUGUGAUCUCACCCCUCUCCUUGGCAGAGCUGUUGGCGGCCAGUGCGUGCCCCUUGAGCGCCCUGACCCUGUCGCUGAUGCUGUGGAACUGCCCCAGCUCGCUCUUGAUGGUGGUCACCUGCUUGAAGAAGUCGUCCGUCGACCCCACAGCGCCACCCGCCAGGCCGUCAGACGUCGGCGAGGUGAAGAGGUCCCGCAUGCUCGAUGACGCGCUGGACGGGAGAGAUGCGCUUGAGGAGGUGGUCUGCUGCUGCUGCCGUUUCGCCAUCUGGCGAAGAUCAUUGAGGCGGUCGUUCAUCUUGGGAAUCAGA